Molecule: messenger RNA, 2323 nt
Organism: Daucus carota subsp. sativus
Lineage: Eukaryota; Viridiplantae; Streptophyta; Magnoliopsida; Apiales; Apiaceae
Product: bifunctional riboflavin biosynthesis protein RIBA 1, chloroplastic
Exons: 7
Coding region: 173-1831 (552 amino acids)
Biological process (GO): riboflavin biosynthetic process
Cellular component (GO): chloroplast
Molecular function (GO): 3,4-dihydroxy-2-butanone-4-phosphate synthase activity; GTP cyclohydrolase II activity
Source: RefSeq, a predicted model, not a curated record
UCCUGGUUGCUUGGCCCACUUGUUGUUUUGUGUGCUCAAAUCUUGUUCAUCCUUAUAAAUCCUGCAUAAAGCAAAUGAAAUAUCCAGUUGGGUGUUUCACAUAUUCCCAAGAUUUUGAAACCUCAAAUUUCCCAAAUAAAGUUUAAGGUUUUAAGGUUAGGACAGAACACAAAUGGCUGCCAUGAAUAUGUCUGGUCCAUCAUCAGCUUUUCCCAGAUUACAGACACAGAAGGUCUUUUCUUUGUCCAAUGCACAACUCGUAAAUCUGACUGAGGCAAACAUAUUUACAUCAGACUCUUCUAGUGCAGUGGGUAGUAGAUCUGGUUUUUGUAUUAAGGCUAUUAACAAAGUCAAUUCCACUCUACCAUCUGGAAGCAGAGGCCUGUAUUCUCAUCCUAAAAGCUGGAGAAGUACUCUUCACUGUUCAUCUUCAGCUGGGAUCGAGGUACAGCCUGAUUCGAUAGCUCUAGGAACACUUUCAGCAGACACCUCUCCUUCAGGCAGUAUUUUCCCUGUUGACAGUAAUGAAUAUGACUUGGAUCAUCCCACAGUUGGAUUGUCAUCCAUUCCGCAGGCCAUUGAAGACAUUCGUCAAGGAAAGAUGGUGGUGGUUGUAGAUGACGAGGACAGAGAAAAUGAAGGAGAUCUAAUUAUGGCGGCAUCAAAGGUUACGCCCGAGGCUAUGGCUUUUAUUGUUAAACAUGGAACUGGAAUUGUUUGUGUGAGCAUGAAAGAAGAGGACUUGGAGAGGUUGCAGCUUCCUCAGAUGGUUACUCAUAAAGAUAAUGAGGAGAAACUUACUACUGCAUUUACAGUGUCAGUGGAUGCUAAAAAAGGUACAACUACAGGAGUCUCAGCUCGUGAUAGGGCAACAACAAUACUGACCCUUGCAUCCAAAGAUUCAAAACCAGAGGAUUUCAAUCGUCCAGGCCAUAUAUUUCCAUUGAGAUACAGGGAGGGAGGUGUUUUAAAGAGAGCUGGUCAUACAGAAGCUUCUGUUGAUCUUACUGUGCUGGCUGGACUUGAACCAGUUUCAGUUUUAUGCGAGAUUGUAGAUGAAGAUGGUUCCAUGGCUCGAUUACCAAAGCUUCAGGAAUUCGCAAAAAAGGAGAACAUAAAAAUUGUGUCUAUCGCUGAUCUUAUCAGAUAUAGAAGGAAGAGGGAUCACCUGGUGGAACGUGCUUCUUCUGCCAGAAUACCUACAAUGUGGGGACCAUUUACUUCCUACUGUUACCGGUCAAUUAUAGAUGGAAUUGAACAUAUCGCAAUGGUUAAGGGUGAAAUAGGGGAGGGAGUAGAUAUUCUCGUCAGGGUACACUCAGAAUGCCUCACAGGAGAUAUAUUUGGGUCCGCAAGAUGUGAUUGUGGGAACCAGCUUGGACUGGCGAUGCAACAAAUUGAAGCUGCAGGAAGGGGUGUAUUAGUAUACCUCCGUGGGCAUGAAGGAAGGGGAAUCGGAUUGGGCCACAAGCUCCGUGCUUAUAAUCUGCAAGAUGAUGGACGUGACACUGUUGAAGCAAACGAAGAAUUGGGCCUACCUGUUGAUUCAAGAGAGUAUGGUAUUGGUGCUCAGAUACUAAGAGAUCUAGGGGUUCGAACAAUGAAACUAAUGACGAACAACCCUGCAAAAUAUAUAGGGCUCAAGGGUUAUGGUUUAGCAGUUUCAGGAAGAGUUCCCCUAGUGACCCUUAUUACAAAGGAAAACAAGAGAUAUCUAGAAACAAAACGUGCAAAAAUGGGUCAUGUUUACAGCCAAGGAUUCAAUAGCAAUGUCAUCAAUGUUGUCACUGAAGAUGGCAAACCAAGCACUGGAGAGCAAUCCAAGUUGUAAUGUGCCUUCUUCCGAUUCAGAAAUGACACAACUGAGAUGUUUACAUAGCUUUUUCUUUAGUAUCAACUCAAAGGUAAUAUAUUAUAUCGUUUUAUUGAUUAGAUUCAGUAAGAUCGUAUUGAUGAGAAGAGAAAUCUACAAUACAAUGCCAUAAUUAUCAAAGUUUUAGCCAAAGGGUAUAUUAGCCAGUAACCAUGACAUAUUGCAUUGGCAUAAAAUUGGAAGUUCUAAUACUACUCUGAAUAUGGGUGUGGGGAAACCAAGUACAAUCAACAUUUGUUCUGUCUUAAGCUCUAUGGUCCGCAGAUUAUGAUAUCUGAAGCAAAAUGUAAAAGAUAUACUGCUAGAGACCCUGAAUUGUGUCCCAAAAAAGAAUUCCCGAAAGAUGUGGCAUAUGUAACGUGGCCGUAUGGUGUAUUUUAAUCGGUGAUAUUGAUGUGCACAUAAGAUACGAUCUUAUUUAAUUGCGAAUGCAUAUGAUUAGAGAGGUGA